AUGUCCUCUCUCCAGCUAACCGCCGCUCCCCUGUUAAUCGCGACCUGUUCCGCCCCCUCAGGCCAAGGAAACAUUGGCGCCGACUCGACCCAAUACGUCGACGCUGCCAUAGUCCGUGAAGGCGUGUACGGCGACCAAGGCGACGGCGCUUAUUCCGCAGGUCGCGGAGGCGCCGGCAAUAUCGGUUCGCCCCAUGUCCGUCCGGCAACCGGCACUCCCCACGACGCCGAAGUCAUCCCCGAACUGUCGAUUCGCAAGUCGGUCGAUGGGGACUACCACACGGGGCGCGGGGGCCAGGGAAACGUCCAUCUGGACGAGGAGCACCGCAAGGAAAAGGAAGAGAAGAAGAAGAACCGGAAGUCGCUGGCUCACGAGGGACUGGCGGAGAAACUGAAGCAGAAGCUGUUCGGGAAGAAUUAG
Molecule: messenger RNA, 420 nt
Organism: Aspergillus terreus NIH2624
Lineage: Eukaryota; Fungi; Ascomycota; Eurotiomycetes; Eurotiales; Aspergillaceae
Product: DUF3602 domain-containing protein
Exons: 4
Coding region: 1-420 (139 amino acids)
Source: RefSeq, a predicted model, not a curated record